Molecule: messenger RNA, 915 nt
Organism: Colletotrichum scovillei
Lineage: Eukaryota; Fungi; Ascomycota; Sordariomycetes; Glomerellales; Glomerellaceae
Exons: 4
Coding region: 1-915 (304 amino acids)
Source: RefSeq, a predicted model, not a curated record
AUGGAUUCUGAUGAAUCCGACUUCUACGGGGACGAUGAGAUAGUCGCCGACCUAGAGUCUCGGGUUACGUCAUUUGACGUUUCCCAGUGGUGGGAAGAGAGGAAUGCGGCGGCGGCCUCCAUCUCGGUGAUGGACAGAAAAGUCAAGAAGGAGCCUCUCGACAGCACCAAACUCCACAACCCGUAUGCCGGUGUUCCCUACGCGUGGCAGUUGACGGAGACCGUCAAUGACUUCCUUGAUCGUCUGCCUCCCGAGACGACGGAGCACAGCGAGCGGCUCCCGUGGAUCUUUGUAUGCAAUCCGUACAUUCGCAGGAAGGACAGGUUCAAUGCCCAGAACCAGCGGAGCAGAGGGAAUGAGGACGAAGCACCCGAGGAGGAGGGCUCGCGACUCGAUACUCUUAUCGAGGGGGGCUCGGAGAGAUUGGAGAUCCUACUCAACUACAAGCUAGGCCUCGAAAAGACCAACAAAUCUAAGACAGUACAGGCAAAGUUGCUAAGGCAAGAACAAGAAGAUGCUACCCGGGAUAUCAUGGGCCUCGCGCACAUGUGCAAGAUCAAGGCCGGCAAGUGGAUGCUCUUCUGUCAGCCCAAGGAUGUUAACGAAGUCUGGAACGUCAUAGCAAGCGCCACAGCGAACAACGAACUAGGCAUUGCCGCAAAAGUUGCCCCUUGGAAUCCGUAUACCGACCCUACCGGUCGAAAAGACCGGAUUGUAUGCGUUUAUACGGCCGAUUUCAGCGAUAUGGCAGAUGUGACCCGGGUCUUGCGUCGGCUGAGAGAGCUCAAGCUCGUUGAGGCCAUGGGACGCCCUAUCUACUAUAAACCAGAUGCGUUCACAUAUCUCGGUAUCGCUUCCGGCAAUCACUGGGGCUUGAAGGCGUCGAUUUACAGUUCUAGGGAUGUGCUAUCCUAG